Dermatophagoides pteronyssinus (European house dust mite) is the source of this 2391-nucleotide messenger RNA. Its product is annotated as cleavage and polyadenylation specificity factor subunit 6-like. The record is from RefSeq and is a predicted model, not a curated record. Gene Ontology annotation, molecular function: RNA binding. Lineage: Eukaryota; Metazoa; Arthropoda; Arachnida; Sarcoptiformes; Pyroglyphidae.
AUUUUUUUUUUGUUUUCCAAACGACAAUAUUCUGAUAAAUCAAAUGAAACAUUGAUUUUUUUUGUUUGUUUUUUUAAUUGAUGUGAACCAUUUUUAAAACAACAAUAAAAAAAAUGGCAUCCGAUGGACCGGAAUUAGAUCUUUAUGCCGAUGAUAUUGGUGAUGAAUUUUCACAGGAAUAUGUUGAUAAUGAUCUUUAUGAUGAUGUUCUAACAUCAAAUUCUUCAGCCAAACGUAAUACAAAUCAAAGUAGCAGCGGUGGUGGUGGUGGUGGUAAUCAGAAUAAUUCUUCGAACAACAAUAAUAAUGAUGAUGAUGAUGAUGAUAGUCAACAACAACAACAAAUAAAUGGAACUGGAAAUAAUUCCAGCAACAAUAAUAACAAUUCAAAUUCACAGACAAAUAAUUCAUCGGGUAAUAAUAUUCCAUCAAGUAUUUUACUUGGACAUGGUAAUCAAUCAUCAUCAUCGUCGAUGAAUGAAAUUACAUCAUCCAAUCAUUAUGGAUCAUCAUCAGCAAUCAGUUCAAAUAACUCUGCUCGACGGCCAUCACUUUAUGUUGGUAAUCUAACAUGGUGGACAACCGAUGAUGAUAUAAUAAAAAGUUUAAAUAGUAUCAAUGUUAAUGAUGUUACUGAGGUUAGAUUUUUUGAAAAUCGUGCCAAUGGUCAAUCGAAAGGAUUUUGUACAGUUUAUUUUCAAUCUGAACAAUCUGUUCGUACUGCAUUGGAAAAAAUGAAACAAACUGUCAUACAUAAUCAAUCACCAAUGGUAACAUUAUGUAAUCGACAAAAUUUAAAUAAUUUUGAACUAAAAGCUGGUCGUAAACCUGGAAUGAAUGGUCAACAAUCAUCAUCUUCGGGUAAUACUGGUGGAAAUUCUAAUUCUAAUAGUGGUAAUGUUGGAGGUAGUAGUGGCGGUGGUAGUGGUGGUGGUGGCCUUCAACAACAACAUCAACAAUCAAAUAGUCAUCAUCAUCAGAAUAAUUUUUUGAUGCAAAAUAAUCGUAAUUAUAAUCAACAGAAUUCGAAUCAAAUUCAUCAACAAUCUUCACAUCGACCACCAUUGAUAGCGCGUCCGAUGCGUCCAAGUGCACCAUUAUUAAGUCAUCAUUCGAGCACAAGCGGUAGUUCUAGUGGUGGUGCAGGUGGUCAUUCACAACCACGUUUAUCAAUGCCACAUCCAACAUUAUCAUUUGGUAAUACUGGUAGUAGUAUGUUGGGUGCUGGCUCCAACCAAUCCGGUAAUCAUCAUCAUCAAUCAUCAUGGAAUAAUCAUUUAAUGUCGAAUGGUCCACGUAAUAAUCCAUUACAAUCGGCCAAUGCAAAUGCAUUGAAUCCAAUGUUACGAUUGAAUCAAGGUAAUCAUCGUUCACUUUCAAAUCAACCAUUAUUAAGUGCACCAGGUAAUCAAUCAUCGUUAGAUCUUCGUUCACAAUUAUCAUCAGCUGGUCUUACUGGUGUACAUGGCCAGAUGACACAAGCUGCAUUGUUUGCAUCACAAUCAGGAUUGAAUCUACCACCGGGAGCAAAUGAUCUAUUUUCAAAUCGACUUACUUCAUUAGGUGUUGGACCAUUCGGUCAGAAUGCAGCUGCAGCUCAUUCAAUGUUUGGUGAUCGUUCCUUAGAUCCAUUAUCAUCGAUUGGUCAUCAUCAUCAUCAUCACCAUAAUCAGAUGAGUGAAGCAGAAUUUGAAGAAAUAUUGAAUAAAAAUAAAAAUCUAUCCAACACGGUUAUUUCACAAGCCGUAUCCGAUGCAUCUUCCGGCGAUUAUUCGGCUGCUAUUGAUAAACUAUCGACAGCCAUAUCGUUGAUUGAAGGUUCACGUGUAUCAAAAGAUGAACGCUGCAAAAUAAUCAUAUCGACAUUACAAGAUACAUUGCAAGGUAUCAAACAGAAAGCAUAUUCCAGUGGUGGAUCAAGAAGUAAAUCUGAUCAUCGUUUAAUGCGUUCACGUUCACGUGACAGAGAUGAUCAUCGAACUGGCGGAAGUUCGUCACAUCGUGGUAGUGGUGGUAGUAGUAGAGAUCGAGAUCAUAAAGAUCGCGGAAGAGGCGGUGGUGGUGGCCGUGAGCGUUCACGAUCACGUGAACGUGAUUAUCGAGAACGAUCUAGGGAUCGUUAUCAUGAAGAUCAUCGAUCACAUUAUGAAGAUCGUUAUCGUGAAAAGGAUCGCGAUCGAGAUCAUCGUGGUCGACAUUAAUAAACAAAUUUGAAUUUUAUUCAUCAAAAAUCGCCACUAAACACAUCAUCAAUAACAACUUAAUCCAUCUAAACACCGAUUUCAUCUUUCAUCAUCAACACCCAACAACAACGGUCAUAAUCAUAGUCUUAAUAUCAUCCGGCAAAAAAAUGAAAAUAUUUAAUACUUGGCUGCAUAUUCGGUUUUUUUG